Molecule: messenger RNA, 4451 nt
Organism: Helianthus annuus (common sunflower)
Lineage: Eukaryota; Viridiplantae; Streptophyta; Magnoliopsida; Asterales; Asteraceae
Product: putative disease resistance protein At3g14460
Exons: 2
Coding region: 37-4149 (1370 amino acids)
Biological process (GO): defense response to other organism
Molecular function (GO): ADP binding
Source: RefSeq, a predicted model, not a curated record
UAAUUGAAAACGUUAACAAAUUGAAGAUAACUCUGAAUGAGUGAAUCCCCUGUAAACCACCACCUCACAACACCAACCAUUUCUUCUACAAUCUCAUUACAAUCAAUGGCUGAAGUCGUGCUUUCUGCCCUGCUCCCUGUCCUCUUUGAGAAGCUGACCUCCGCAGCUGUGAAAAGCAUUGCUCGCUACAGAGGAGUUGAUGCUGAGAUCAAGAAAUGGCACAGAUCCUUGACCCAGAUCCAAGCUGUGCUUACUGAUGCGUCUCAGAAAGAGAUAACCAGUGCACCUGUGAAACGAUGGCUCAAUGAUCUCCAGCAUCUCGCUUAUGACAUCGAUGACGUCCUCGAUGGUUGGCUGACCGAAGCUAUGCAUCGUGAGUCCACCCACGAGUCAGAAGGCGUCACCAGCAAGGUAAGAAAGCUAAUCACCCCAACUUGUUGCACAAAUUUCUCACGGGCGACUACUACGAUGCUUGGCGAGUUAGAUCGUAUUUCCAACAAACUACAAGAUCUAGUUAAGGAGAAAGCUGACCUUGGUUUGAGAGUGGAAGAGGCUCAAAGUAGGCCAAGAAAUAAUAAUAGAAGAUAUCAAUCCUCUGUUGUUGAUCCAUCUAGUAUUGUUGGACGCCAAGCUGAGAAAGAGGCAUUGCUCCAACAGUUAUUGUUACCCGCGGAUGAACCAUGUGAUCAAAACUAUAGCAUUGUUCCCAUAGUGGGUAUGGGCGGGGUUGGUAAAACUACUUUGGCUAGGCUUUUGUAUCAUGAAAAACAAGUCAAGGAUCACUUCGAACUCAAGGCGUGGGUUUGCGUCUCGGAUGAGUUUGAUAGCUUUCGUAUAAGCAAAGAGAUCUUUGAAGCUAUGGCAAAGGUAAACGAGAAUCUUACAAAUCUGAACCUUCUUCAAGAAGCCCUUGGAGAUCACCUAAGGGGUAAAAAAUUUCUAUUGGUACUAGAUGAUGUGUGGACCGAAAGUUAUGCAGAUUGGGAAACCCUGGUCAGGCCGUUUUAUACAUGUGCUCCUGGAAGCAAAGUCAUCGUAACAACACGAAAGGAUCAAUUGCUUAAACAGUUGGUUUACAAUCCUCUAAACAAGCAGCUACACAGCCUCUCAAAUAAUGACGCUUUGUCUUUAGUUGCUCGACAUGCAUUAGGUGUAGAUAACUUUUAUUCACAUUUGUCUCUCAAACCAUAUGCUGAAGGUAUUGUGAAAAAGUGUGGUGGUUUACCUUUGGCUUUGACAGUGCUUGGUAGAUUGUUGAGAACAAAAAAAGAAGUAGAGCACUGGAUGAAAGUGUUAAACAGUGAGAUAUGGAGAUUAAAAGAUGAAGGUGGAAUUCUCCCAGCCCUAAGACUAAGCUACCAAGAUCUUUCUGCAACUUUGAAGCAGUUGUUUGCUUACUGCUCCUUGUUUCCCAAGGACUUCCUGUUUGACAAGAAGAAUCUGGUUUUAUUAUGGAUGGCCGAAGGGUUCUUGCAUCAACCAACUACAAGCAAUUCAACAGAAGAACGCUUGGGUCAUGAUUUCUUUGACGAGCUGUUGUCAAGAUCAUUUUUUCAACAUGCACCUAAUAAUGAAUCAUUAUUUGUGAUGCAUGACCUCAUGAAUGACAUGGCGACAUCGAUUGCAACCGAGUUUUAUUUAAGGUUAGACAACGACUCAGAGAAAAAUAUUAGGAUGGAGCUGCUGGAAAAGUACCGCCAUAUGUCAUUUGCUCGUGAAGAAUAUGUACCUUACACGAAAUUUGAGGCAUUCACAAAAGCCAAAAGUUUGAGGACAUUCUUGGCAACAUACGUUGGGGAGGAAGAAAGCUGGAGAAAUUUCUUUUUAUCUAAUAAGAUUCUCACUGAUUUGCUUCUUGAGUUACCGUUGUUAAGGGUUUUAAGUCUGAGUAACUUUUAUAUAAGUGAGGUACCGGAGUUCAUUUGUACUUUGAGGCACUUGAGAUAUCUUAAUUUAUCUCGGACUCGUAUCACACAUCUACCGGAAAAAGUUUGCAAUCUCUACAAUUUACAAACAUUGAUCCUUUUUGGUUGUGAUAAAUUAGCUAAGUUGCCCAACAACUUCCUAAAGCUUAAAAACCUGCGACAUCUUGACGUUAGGGGCACCCCACUUUUGUUCCAGAUGCUGUUAGAGAUUGGCAAGUUGAAAAGGCUACAAAUUACUCUCUCGAAAAUUGAUAUCGAAAGUGAAAGCGGUAUUGAAAUAACCAAACUUAAAGACUUUAAGAAUCUAUAUGAAAAACUUUCGGUUGUAGGUUUGGAAAAAGUGCAAAAUGCAACCUAUGCACAUGAGGCGAACUUUUCACAGAAGGAGAUAAGUGAGUUGGAGCUUGUAUGGAGUGAUGAGCUACAUGAUUCACAAAAUGAAAUUCUUGAAAAAGCAGUCCUAAAUGAGUUGAAGCCCUGUGAUGAUAAGUUAAUACAACUGGAGAUUAGGUCAUACAGGGGACUAGAAUUUCCCAGUUGGGUUGGGGAUCCUUCGUUUCUUCAUUUGAAGCAUGUGUCAAUAAGUGGUUGUAAGAGGUGUACAUCUUUACCGCCACUCGCACAACUACCAUCACUUAAGGAGUUGUUUAUUAAAAGCUUAUAUAUGAUGGAAGUUGUGGAUUUUGAGUUAUUUGGGGCUGGUUGCGCAUUUCCUUCGCUUGAAAUUCUCGGUUUAAGUGAUAUGCGUGGGUGGAAGAAAUGGUCUGGUGUUGCAUUUCCACGCUUACAAAAGCUUAUAAUAAGUGAUUGUCCUAAUUUGGUUGAAGUCACACCUGAAGCUCUACCUUCAUUGAAUGUUCUUCGAAUAGAUAAUUGUCCUAGUUUGGUUGAAGUCACACCUAAAGCUCUACCUUCAUUGAAUGAUCUAUCUAUACAUAGAUGUCCUAAAUUGGUUGAAGUCACAGUUGAAGCACUACCUUCAUUGAAACUACUAAUACUAUCUAAGUGUGAUAGUGGUCUGUUAAGAAAUCUGGUUGAAGUAGCUUCAGCAGUCACCGAGUUGAAAAUAAGGGAUAUUUCAGGGCUUAAUGAUGUGGUGUGGGGAGGUGUUAUAGAGUCUCUUGGGGCAGUGGAAGAAUUAAGCAUAGUGAGCUGUAAUGAAAUAAGGUACCUGGUGAAAUCAGAUGCAGCUGCAAGUAAGAUUCUUGUGAAGCUGAGGAAACUGGAAGUGUGGGGAUGUGAUCAUUUGGUGAGUAUAGGAGAGAAAGAGGAGGAUGAUAAUUGUAGGAGCAACCUCCUAACAUCUCUUAGGAUUUUGUACAUAUUCAGUUGUAAGAAUAUGGAGCGUUCCAGUUGUCCAGAUGGCAUUGAGAAGCUGAUUGUCGAUGGUUGUAGUUCAAUUACAGUUGUCUCCUUUCCAAAAGGAGGACUGGAGAAGCUCAGAAAACUUAGAAUUAAUAAAUGCAUGAAACUAUUGGAAAGAGGGUGGGGAGGACAAAACGUGGACAACAGAAGCAGCAUGUCGAUGCCUGAAGAUGUAUGGAUAAGUGAUUGGCCAAGUCUGAAAUCAAUCAUUGAAAUGAAUUGCUGGGUUCACCUCACUAAAUUGAGUAUAGAAGAUUGUGAAAGUCUUGAGACAUUUCCAAACAAUUUGACAUCACUGGAGAAUCUAAAAAUAAUAAAUUGUCCCAGAUUGGAUGUCCCUUUUCCUGGUUGGGUUUGGCCUCCCAAUUUGCGUUCUUUAGAAUUAGGGAAGUUGAAGAAACCCAUCUCAGGGUGGGGCCCACAGAAUUUUCCAACCUCGCUUGUUGAAUUGAAGUUAUAUGAUGAUGAUGAAGUGAGUAGUUGUAGUGAAUUUUCUCAUCUUCUUCCUUCAUCUCUUACUUCUCUUUACAUAUUUGGAUUUGAGAAAUUGGAAGCCGUUUCAGUGGGACUCCAACACCUCACUUCCCUCCAACAUCUCUCUUUUUCCAGUUGCGCUAAUCUGAAGAAAGUGUCGAAUCCCCAACACCUCACCUCCCUUCAGCAUCUAUAUUUUUGGAAGUGCCCUAAGAUGAUGGAUCUGCCAGAAAUGUUGUUGCCUUCACUCUUGAGAUUAAACAUCAGCGGUUGUCCAAAUCUGAAAGAACGAUACCGUAAAAAUGGGAGUCACUGGCUCCUCAUCACCCAUAUCCCCUGUAUCAUUAUGUCAAUGGACUUUGGCAUUGUUACCGAGUUUGCUUAAGGAGAGAAAAGAACAGAAGUGGAAGGAAAGAAAAGCUUAAUUUAAAGGCUCAAUAAUGAGGAGACGCAUUCUAUAGAGAUUUCAACCUGCGAGUAUAAAAGAACAUGUUGGUUCAGAAUUUACUGUGUUGGUAAUGGGUCAGAUUUCAGAUUGUAUUUUGUGCGUAUACCUAUUACUCUAUUUCUAGUCGGUGCAUCACUGAUGUUAAUUGUGGUGAUUUCUACCUUCUUGUACAAAAGCCGGGUUGACGCAGAUUGUAUACUAAGGCAUUAAUUUAUAUAUAAAAAAAGUUUUCAUCAUUA